Molecule: messenger RNA, 1529 nt
Organism: Schistosoma mattheei
Lineage: Eukaryota; Metazoa; Platyhelminthes; Trematoda; Strigeidida; Schistosomatidae
Source: the annotation of a GenBank genome assembly
GUUGACCUCACAAAUUAAUUGUACAUUAGAGCCUUGUACGUAAAUUAACAACUUUACUUUUCUACACUGUUAUUACUGUUUCAGGAAUUGGAAUGGAUGGUGAUGAUAUGUUUCACACUAUCCAUCCUCCGAUAUCAGAAUUACAAAUGAGAUUAUACAUGGAUGAUAAUGGACGCAUUAUAUAUCUAAAUCAAUUUUACCUAGAUGUUUAUCUAAAUGGUCUAGAGCACAGUUUACGUAAAGUUGGUUGGCGUAUAUUAUUAUCAGUUUGUCCAGCGGACACAACCGGUCAAGAACGUUUUCAUUUACUGGAUAUCAAAGCGCAACAGUAUGCUACUCUUAAGGAAAAUUGGAAAAAGUUAUACGUAAUGGGUUUGAUGUCUGAACAUCAACUAUCUACAUUAGCUUCAAUAAGCAUAGAUGUUGUUCGUACAGAUUGGAAAGAAGACUAUUAUCGUUCUGUUGGUAACCAUCAUCGAGUGUGUCAAUUGUUUGAUAUUCUAGCUACUUAUUGUAUACAUCACCCAAAUAUUGGAUAUUGUCAAGGUAUGUCAGAUUUGGCCAGCCCAUUAUUAGUUGUUCAAAGUGAUGAAGCAUUGGCAUAUCUCUCGUUUUGCGCUCUAAUGCAACGUGUUAAAUUCAAAUUUGGUGAUACGCAGCAAUCUAUAUUAAUUAACAAUAUGCAAGAUUUACACGAUCUUCUAACGUAUACAGAUGGUGAAUUAGCACAAUUUUUCCGUGAACAUAAUUUAGCCAACAUGUAUUUUACUCAACGUUGGUUUGUCUUAGAAUUAAAACGUGAAUUUAACUUUGAUGAAUCUUUACGUAUGUUUGAAUCACAAUGGGCUGCUUUAUGUCUUGUAAAAAAUAAUAGUUUAACUGAAAUUGAAACCUGCAAUUCUAAAUCUGAAGGUUAUCUUGUUUUAACUGAUGGUACAAGUAAUUUGUGCAUGCCGAAUUCUUCAUUCACGUCAACGAAUUCUCUUAACUGGUUCAAAUUAUGUUGUCGACUUGAAAAAAAAGGAUGCACCACUGUGUUUAACCCAGGCAUGGUUAGACAAAACCAUCCAUCUUCUGCUUCUUCCCCUCCUCAAUUUAUCCCUUCUGAUGCCCACUUCUCAUGUAAAUUAUCUAAGGAAGAUGAUCAUUCUGGAAAUCCACAACAAACCUCAUCUGAGACGUUAAUUACAGAAACUCAAUUUGAAAUUAUCUCUAAUGAAUCACUAUUGGAUUUUACAAACUCUGUAAAAAAACAGUCUUUACAUUUGACACCAACUAAACGACUAUCUUCAUUUUCUAUUGAAAAUGAACCUAUUCAUAUUAGAACCAAUGUAACACAUUUACGACCACCGAAUCAAUUCGGUCAAGAAUAUAAAGAGGUAAUUAUGCUAGAAAUUAAAGAACCUGGGGAUAUUAUACAAUUCUAUCAACAACAAUCUGGUAAACAUAAUUCUUCUAGAAUAUUAUAUCGUGCGAAAAAGUUAUUUAAUAAAUACUUAGAAGAAAAUAAUUUCCAAUUUUUUAGUUAA